AUGUUCGUGUUCAAUCGUGACUUUGAUCCACAAAACAUUGCAAAUGUAUCUCCACCGCCAUAUAAUCAACAGGGGAUGCAGUACCCACCGAACUAUCAACAAGCACCUCCUGGUUACCAGUAUCCUAUGCAGGGACAGCCCGGGUACCCAGGGGCACCAGGAUAUCCAGCCCAGGGUUACCCCGGGCACCCUGGACAUGGGUCGGGAUAUCCAGCAUCACCACCAACACCUGGUAUCGCAGAUAUGGCGUGCUGUGCAUCAUGCAUGGCUUGUCUCAGCUGUCUCCUCUGUUCGUGCUGUCAGAAUCUGAUGGGGGGUGGAAUGGGUCACAAUGGAGACCACUAUAACGACGAAAGUCAAGGUGAAGAACACGCUGAUGUGGAGCCACCACAUACAACUCAUGAUGAUGAGAGAUGA
Molecule: messenger RNA, 417 nt
Organism: Pieris macdunnoughi
Lineage: Eukaryota; Metazoa; Arthropoda; Insecta; Lepidoptera; Pieridae
Source: the annotation of a GenBank genome assembly